AUGUCCGACGAGGAACACCACUUCGAGUCAAAGGCCGAUGCCGGAGCUUCCAAGACUUAUCCUCAGCAAGCCGGCACUAUCCGCAAAAACGGAUACAUCGUUAUCAAGAAUCGUCCAUGCAAGGUUGUUGAGGUUUCAACCUCAAAGACUGGUAAGCAUGGUCAUGCUAAGUGCCACUUUGUUGGAAUUGAUAUUUUCACUGCCAAAAAGCUUGAAGAUAUUGUGCCCUCUUCCCACAAUUGUGAUGUUCCCCAUGUGAAUCGUACUGACUACCAGUUGAUUGAUAUCUCUGAGGAUGGAUUUGUGAGUCUGCUCACUGAAAAUGGCAACACCAAGGAUGACCUGAAGCUCCCUACCGAUGACAGUCUGCUUACUCAGAUAAAGGAUGGUUUUGCUGAAGGUAAAGACCUCGUUGUGUCUGUGAUGUCUGCAAUGGGCGAGGAGCAGAUUAAUGCCCUGAAAGAUAUUGGCCCAAAGAACUAG
This is a messenger RNA of Lathyrus sativus (Indian pea), 483 nucleotides long. NCBI's taxonomy places the organism in Eukaryota, Viridiplantae, Streptophyta, Magnoliopsida, Fabales, Fabaceae. The record is from the annotation of a GenBank genome assembly.